UUUAAAAAUUAACUUAUCUAAAUAUAUUUUAAUAUUUGAAAUAGUCAAUAUGGACAACAUUUAUAUAAGUGGGCCACAAGUAGCCAACAAAUAAGCUGAGAAAAAAUGUUAUAACUUGAAUUGUUUAUUUAAGGGUAUGAUUUGAAAAUUCGACAAUAUUUUUGUAUAAGGCUAUCUCGAACCAAACAUAGUAACUUUUUUUCCGAUACUAUUUUUCGGAAUAACUAUUUUACAACCUAAUGUCGUAAAAUUUAUUUCUUCCUAUAAUUAUUUUUUCAGAUAAAUGAUUCCCAAAAUCAUCAAAUUACCUCGCAGUGUGACAUGCCCCAACCACCUAAAACAUCAGAUUUUGACUACUAAAAUAUUUUUUAAGCAUUUAUCUUUGAGAUCCAUUAAUAAAAAAAAUAGUUAUCUAAAGAAGAUUAAAAAAGUGAUUGAAAAAUAUUGGACAAUAUGCUGAUAUCAUACCAAUUAAUAUUUCAAGAUCACAUCAUACCACUAUGUCUUAUAUCAAUUCAAACUAAGACCUUAGCUGAAAUGAAAAUUAUAAUUAAAAUGCAAAAAAGCCCAUGCCAUGUACCAUACUACAUGUAUCCAAGCGUUUGUAACACUUCCUACUGCCUUCCCCUAAUUGAACACCUUAUUGUAGGUCUGUUUUUUGAGAGAUUAUACAAAAUCAAGCGCAGGCUGCCAGUAAUGCGGGUCAUCUUGACCUUUAUUAGCUAUAAGUUCAUAAACGACAUGUGUCGAUAAAGCAGAUCCAAAACUUACAUAAGAUUAUAUAAUAUUAAACUCUCUUGUGUUAGCCAACUUCCUGUCUUAAAACUAUCUUAAUUAGAGGCAGCGAUCAGGUUAAGAUCGGACCGGAUAUGAGUCGGAUUAGAUAAAUAUCGGGCCGUAGUCCGUAAAUUUAUCAAUCCAAGUCCAAUUUAUUUAUUAAAUAGGUAAAAAAUUCAGAACCAAAUUAAACCAUUUGAUUAAUCAUAUGAAUUGAAAUGGUCCAUCGAAGUUACGGAACCAAAUCCUUGAGCAUAUGUAGGUUGGAUACUGGUCCAUCUAAUAACUAGACGACCAUACCGGUCGAUACAGCCGACACGUACCCGGCCACGAGGUUGAACAAGUGCAGGUUUUCGCCAACCGUCGCGUGUCAUGAAGUCUCUAUUCCCAGUAGGAAAGCCCCACGAUUCAUUCCAGGAAAAAGCUCAAACGGCUCUGUGUUUCCAUUCCGCCUCCCCCAGCCCCAGCUGCAUUCACCUCAUUCUCUGUUUCUAUCUAUGUCUCCAAGCUCCAACCCCGUUCUUCCCCCCUUCCCUUCCUCCUUCCCCUUUGCCCUGCCUCAAAUCCCGCAUCAUCGUCGAUUCUAUAAAUCUCCCCGCUUCCGUUCUCCCAUCGCGUUCUCUUUUACGUUGUUCUCCGAUUCUUCUCUUUGGUGAAAAAUCGCUCCUCUUUUUUUGUUCUCUUUUUUUUUGUAUUCUUUAGUAGGAGCCAUGAACGCCCUGGCCGCUACCUGCCGCAACUUUCGCCAGGCGUCCCGCCUCCUGGGGAUCGAUUCCAAGCUCGAGAAGAGCCUCGUGAUCCCAUUCCGCGAAGUCAAGGUGGAAUGUACCAUCCCUAGAGAUGAUGGUUCUCUGGCUUCCUUUGUUGGGUUUAGAGUUCAGCAUGACAAUGCACGGGGGCCGAUGAAAGGAGGGAUUCGAUAUCACCCCGAAGUUGACCCCAGUGAGGUGAAUGCUCUGGCUCAGUUGAUGACAUGGAAAACUGCUGUGGCAGAUCUACCAUAUGGUGGAGCAAAGGGAGGCAUUGGUUGCUCUCCUGGCGACUUAAGUGACAGUGAGCUGGAACGCCUAACCCGUGUCUUCACUCAGAAAAUUCAUGAUCUCAUUGGAACUCACACUGAUGUUCCGGCCCCUGACAUGGGAACCAAUUCACAGACUAUGGCAUGGAUUUUAGAUGAGUAUUCUAAGUUCCAUGGCCACUCACCAGCCAUCGUUACUGGAAAGCCAAUAGAUCUUGGUGGGUCGUUAGGCAGGGAGGCUGCUACAGGGCAAGGUGUUGUAUUUUCUACCGAGGCUUUAUUAGCUGAACAUGGGAAGUCUAUUUCAGGACUGAGUUUUGUUAUCCAGGGUUUUGGAAAUGUGGGCUCUUGGGCUGCACAAAUUUUUCAUGAAAAAGGUGGCAAGGUUAUUGCAAUUGGAGAUGCAACUGGUGCAAUAAAAAAUCCAAAUGGUAUUGACAUUCCUGCUCUCAUGGCACACAAAAAUGAAGGUGGUCUUCUGAAAGAUUUCAAAGGUGCUGAUGCUCUAGAUUCAAAGGAGUUGCUUGUGCAAGAAUGUGAUGUUCUCGUCCCUUCUGCCUUAGGCGGAGUGCUCCACAGGGAAAAUGCUGCGGAUGUGAAGGCCAAGUACAUAAUAGAAGGUGCUAAUCAUCCCACUGAUCCAGAAGCAGAUGAGAUACUAUCUAAAAAAGGAGUCGUCAUACUGCCUGACAUUUAUGCAAAUGCCGGCGGUGUGAUUGUGAGUUAUUUUGAGUGGGUUCAGAACAUCCAAGGAUUCAUGUGGGACGAGGAUAAGGUGAAAAUGGAACUUCAAAGGUACAUGAGAGGUGCUUUCACGAAUAUCAAGGCAAUGUGUAAGACUCAUGACUGCAACCUCAGGAUGGGGGCAUUCACCUUGGGGGUGAACCGAGUUGCUCGUGCCACUCUCCUGAGGGGUUGGGAAGCAUAGGGAAUGCAUUCAAGGACAAGGAAACAAAGGCUCUUUCUAGUCCGAGAAAAAAAUUCAUGUGGAGGAGAGUUAUUUGACGGGCAUUGUUCAACCAAUAAAGUAGUCUCAAACUCUCCAAGCAAAACAGUAACUCUUGUGCUUUUGUUGUAAGUGAAGUAUAAGUUUA
Messenger RNA from Phoenix dactylifera (date palm), 2889 nucleotides. RefSeq names its product glutamate dehydrogenase 2, mitochondrial-like. Gene Ontology annotation, cellular component: mitochondrion. Gene Ontology annotation, molecular function: L-glutamate dehydrogenase (NAD+) activity. NCBI's taxonomy places the organism in Eukaryota, Viridiplantae, Streptophyta, Magnoliopsida, Arecales, Arecaceae. The record is from RefSeq and is a predicted model, not a curated record. Gene Ontology annotation, biological process: L-glutamate catabolic process.